Messenger RNA from Desarmillaria tabescens, 465 nucleotides. RefSeq lists its product as uncharacterized. The transcript has 3 exons. The record is from RefSeq and is a predicted model, not a curated record. The coding region runs from base 1 to 465 and encodes 154 amino acids. Lineage: Eukaryota; Fungi; Basidiomycota; Agaricomycetes; Agaricales; Physalacriaceae.
AUGGUUAUGGACCCCUCUGCAACGCAAGUUUUCCAGGUUCUAGCUGGUCGUCGUAGGGCCGAGAGAGCUUGUCGUGACGCUGAGGAGCAUUUGGCACGUAUUCGGGGGCAGGUCGAUCACCUUUGGGCACAGGUCAACCUGAUGUGGUGCAAGGUCGAGGAGGAAUUGACAUGCCAUGUGUGCUUCCACAAACUUUGGCGGGCCGUAACAUACACACUCUCCAGCCAUCCUCUCAGCUGUACCUACGAGUGGUUCCAAUGGGAACGCGCCUUUAAAGAGAACCUGGCUUAUACCUGUAUUCGGUGCCAUGCACACAUCCAACAAGCACCAAUUCAUGCGUUCACAGUCGAAAACGCCAUGCACGAGCUUCCGAGGUUGGAUGAGGAUGACCGACAACUUGCAGAGGAUAUGGCAAGAGAGGCGGGAUACAUUGAUGAAGAUAGCUGGAUUGUGUUUUUCCCCUAA